Messenger RNA from Zea mays, 1273 nucleotides. RefSeq lists its product as uncharacterized. The transcript has a single exon. Gene Ontology annotation, molecular function: DNA-binding transcription factor activity; DNA binding. Gene Ontology annotation, biological process: regulation of DNA-templated transcription. The coding region runs from base 147 to 1010 and encodes 287 amino acids. The record is from RefSeq and is marked provisional. Lineage: Eukaryota; Viridiplantae; Streptophyta; Magnoliopsida; Poales; Poaceae.
UGCAGGACGAAGGCCCUUCCCGCCACGGCCGUAAGAACCUCCCUCCCGCUCCCGCAAUAACUACUACACAACUCCAACUCGCGCCCACACGGCCACACCACAGGACCACACUACAGGCCGGAGCGAGCUGCCCAGCCCAUCCAUCCAUGGACGCGAGCCUCCGCACGCUGCCCCCGGCCGGCACCAGCAGCUUCCCGGGCGAGGUCCGCUCCGCCGUGUCCUCGCUGCUGCUCUCCUCCCCGGGCACCAGCGCCCUCGACACCGUGUUCUCGCACCUCCCGCCGCCGGUCACCAUCCCGCCGCUCGGCUCCAGCGUCUACUACCGCCAGUGCGAGCUGCUCCGCCACUUCGCCGCCUCACAGUCACAGCCGCAGGCGCGCCAGCACGCCGCCGCCUGCUCGGCCUCCUCCUCGUCGCCGUCCUCCGCCGCCGCCUCCAGCUUCCAGUUCCAGCAGUCCGUGCCGCCCGACGACAUGCUGCGGCAGAAGCUGUACCGCGGCGUGCGGCAGCGGCAGUGGGGCAAGUGGGUGGCGGAGAUCCGGCUGCCGCAGAACCGGGUGCGCGUGUGGCUCGGCACCUACGACUCCCCCGAGACCGCCGCGCACGCCUACGACCGCGCCGCGCACAGGCUCCGCGGCGAGUACGCGCGCCUCAACUUCCCGGGCGCCAUGGACGGGCCGGACCCGGACUGCCCCGAGCACCUGCGCCACCUCCGCGCCGCCGUCGACGCCAAGAUCCAGGCCAUCCGCGCCCGCAUGGCGCGGAAGCGCGCGAGGGCGCGCAGGCAGCGCGAGGAGAGGGUCAGCGCCCGGUCCGGCUUGCAGGCCGCGUCGGAGGGCGCCGCGACGACGACAACGACGACGACCACCUCCGAGACGUCGGCGGCCACGCCGUGCGGGUCGCCCGACGGGGUGCUGUCCGUGAGCGCCGCCUCGGGCGUCGCCGACUGCCCGCUGGAACGGAUGCCGUCGUUCGACCCGGAGCUCAUCUGGGAGAUGCUUAACUUCUAGCCGGCCGGCUAAUAACCGCGUCGAACGGGAAACGAAUCGGUUGGCAGCAUGCAGAAGGACCAUUGCUUCGACAUGGCUGCCCCGCGAGAGCUCGUUCGUUCGUAGACCUCGCAUCUAGCGCUGUUCCUUUUCAAAUUACGGUCUUACGUAUAUAGGGAGUAUAAUAUAACCAACGAUUCCCUAUAUUUUAAUACAGGGGAAAAUUAUACCAUGAGCAAUAAAAACGCCCGACAAAACCGGGCCUAAUAGCCGUGAUUAGUAGU